UGUCUCAGCCUACCUAUGCAACAUAAUGAAAAAUGAAAUGACCUCAGAUAGAUAUAUCUCCUCGGAGAAAGCACCCAUCCAUUCCACCCCCCUUUACCCACAACUAGAACUACUUGCAGUACAUACUCAACCCCCAGAUCAAGAAAACCAGCAGAUAAAGACAGCCAAGCAUCAAAACCAGCAACAGCAACAGCAACAGCAACAGCAACAGCAACAGCAACAGCAACAGCAACAGCAACAGCAACAGCAACAGCAACAACGCCUAAAGAAAGGGAUAGGGGAUAUGUAGGGUACGAUACACACAUAUGUAACUCAUGAGUCAUGAGAAAACAGAAAAAAGCCCUGCAGAAUGCAGAUCAUUUCAUUGAAGGAGAAGGAGAAGAAGAAGAAGAAGAAUUAGGAAACAGUUUAUUUUGAAUCAGAUUACUCCUAAAAUGAAAUUGAAUCGGAGGGAAAAAAGUAAAGUUACAUCACACUACACAGAAUCUUU
Messenger RNA from Aspergillus piperis CBS 112811, 490 nucleotides. RefSeq lists its product as uncharacterized. The transcript has a single exon. NCBI's taxonomy places the organism in Eukaryota, Fungi, Ascomycota, Eurotiomycetes, Eurotiales, Aspergillaceae. The coding region runs from base 26 to 289 and encodes 87 amino acids. The record is from RefSeq and is a predicted model, not a curated record.